AUGUUAUCUCCAUCAACUAUCGAUUCAAUAAAUUUUCUAGCAAAACAAAUCAAUAUUUAUUUUGGAUUAUUUAUUUUAAUUCUUGGUAUAAUUGGUGGUUUAAUAAAUAUUAUCAUUUUUACUACAUUAAAAACAUUUCGAAAAACCAGUUGUGCUUUUUAUCUAAUGAUGGCAUCAAUAUUUAAUGUAGGAGAAUUGAUUUCAGGUGCAUUUACUACUAUUCUUAAGAUUGGUUUUGAUAUUGAUCCAACAGAAUUAUCAUAUCUAUGUAAAAUUCGUAUGUUUUUAGUACAAUGGUUUAGUUUACUUUCAGUUACUAGUAUGUGUUUAGCAAGUAUUGAUCAAUUUCUUUUAGUUAAAUAUCAAUAUUUAACUAGUUUAAAAUUAGCAAUUAGUUUUAUUACUAUUGCUUGUUUAAUAUGGUCUAUUCAUGGUAUAUUUUUUGUUCUAUUUUGGAAUUCAAUUGAUGGUGUUUGUAGUAUAACUAAUAUUACAUUUGAUAUGUAUAUAACUUAUUUUCAUUUUCCAAUUCUUCUUGGAUUUUUACCACUUACAAUUAUGAUUCUAUGUUCUUUUCCUGCUUUUAUUAAUGCAAGAAAAUUAGCUAGUCGACAAAUAAAUAUCAUACGUUUAAGUUGUGAUCGACAAUUAACAGCAAUGACACUUAGUCAAAUAGCAUUUAUUGUUAUAACAACUAUUCCAUUUAUAACAAAUUAUAUAUUCUUAUUAAAUAUGAACUCUACCGAUAAGGAAUCUAAUGCUCGAAUGUAUCUUGUUCAUACAAUUACAACUUAUGUGUAUUAUACAACUUACACAAAUUCAUUUUACAUUUAUUGUUUUGUAUCAAAACGUUUUCGUAAACAAUUUAUCUAUGUUCUUAUCAAUGUUCAUCUUCAACGAUACAAUCAACAAAGAAAUCGUUUGAAUAAUAAUCAAGUACAACCUACGAAAGUCGGAACAAGUAUUGAACAAAUUCCAAAGAAAAAUGAUGAUAUUACAUUAUAUUAA
This is a messenger RNA of Adineta steineri, 1008 nucleotides long. Lineage: Eukaryota; Metazoa; Rotifera; Eurotatoria; Adinetida; Adinetidae. The record is from the annotation of a GenBank genome assembly.